AUGGAUGAUUCAAUGGAUAUUGAAGUAGUGAAUGUUGGAAUUGAAAAGAAAUUUGUCGAUGCCUUACUGGAAUUUUCCCAAUCUCAAGAUCCUUUUGAUAUUAUCAGACAAUUUAGAGAUAUAAGUUCAACUAAAGCUAUACAGAUCAAAGAUGAAUUAUUGAUUAAUGAUAAUGAAAUUUUACAACAGGAAUUUGAAAGUUGGCAAUUAGAAACGAAAUUAUGGCAUUUAGUAGAAAUCUUAUACAGUUUUAGAUUGAGUAAUAUCGAAUUAAAUGAAGAAACUGAGUUCUCUUCAGUAGCUAUCAAAGAAGAAAACUUCAGACGUUCUAACAAAAGAGUAGCAGAAUUAGGAAUGAUUAUCGAUUGGGUUCAAUAUAAUAGUGAAAGUGUUGAUACUUCAGUAAUUCCUUGGGUCACCAAGUGGAAACAUACCAUGAAAUAUGUUGAAACCAAAGAUUUAAAUGUUCUUAUUGAUCAAGGUACUUUGAUAAAAGGUGAUUAUAUAACUGAAUUUGAUGUCGAUGCACCAAUAAGGCAAAAGAAAUCAUUACAUCCUGAAGAUCUCAAGAAUGAUGAUAUAAUCUUCCAAACCAUCUAUGAAUUAAUCUUAGUUCAUAACUAUGAUGAAGCUUUAAGCUUAGCUAAUGAAACAGGGAAUUAUACUUUAUCGAUGAUUCUUUUCGGUGACAUUUUACCAUACCUUGAUCCUAUAAUUGACGAAAAAUAUAUGAAAGAACGUGGAUUAGAAUUUAAUAAUGCUACUGGUUGUAAACAUAAAUUAUUAUGGUAUAAAUCAGUUUAUAAGUUAGCACAACAACCUAAUAUCAAUAAAUAUGAAAGAAUGAUUUACAAUUAUUUAAGUGGAUCCAAUAUUGGUGAGAAUUUGAAAUCAUCGUCGACAUGGGAUAAAUGGUUAUUAUUAUAUUGUAAUCAACUUAUGAUAUUCGAAAUUUUGAAGUUUUAUGAAACCAUCUAUAAUAGUGAAGAGAACUUGGAUAUAAAGAUCAUUAAACCACAAACUUCAACCAUUGAAAGUAUUUUGAAUAAUUUAUCCAAAUCCGAUAAUUCCAUCUCCGAAAUGAGUAGACACCCCCUUAGAAUCAUCACUGGGGGUAUAAUGAUUAAUAAGAUAACUCCUUUGGUAUCAGAAGUAGUUAAAAGUCACAAAGAUAAUGAAGUUUUCAAUAACCAGUCAUUGUUAAGAAUUCUAGUACAUUUGACCAUAUUCCUUAAUUCUGUUGAACUUGAAUCAAGCACAGUCAAUGAUUUCACAAAAUUGAUUUCUUUAUAUAUUUCCAAGUUAUCAGAAAACGGUCUUCAAGAUUUAAUACCGGUUUAUUUAUCUUUCAUUCCCAAUGAAAUCGAUGCCAUUGAAAUCUAUUCAAAUUUCCUAUUAUCUAUUAGGGAUAAGGAUCAAAGAACUAAUCAAAUUAAGAUCGCUAAGAGAAUCCCUUACUUCAUCGAUCAAUCAGAUUCUGAUAAUUUGAGUGAAGAUAGAUUAAGUAUAUUCUUGAGAAAGACAGUAGAAAAGAUUCUCAAGAAAACUGAACCUUAUUAUCAACCUACAAAAGAACCUUUGAUCAUCAAGGAUGAUAUUGAGAGUGUAGAGGAUAUUGAUAGAGAGUUAUUUGAAAGUGUGGAAUGGUUCCUUGCCAAUUCCAUGAACGAAGACAUCAUAGUAGUGUCGAUUAUCAUAAUCAAGAGAUUAUUAAUUUGUGGUAAAUUGGCAGCAUUAAAAGAAUUUUCCAUUAACAAGAACUUUAAAAGAAUUAUCAAUAACUACGACAAUGAUUUGAGUACGAAAAAAUUACUUCAAGAUGAGAAUUCCAGGGAAAUCACACCUAUCCCAUCGAUAUCUGAUGAAAGUAAAGAAGAAUUAUUGAACUAUGAUUUAUUAAUCAAAGGUCUUAUAUCUAUCAAUGAAUGGAAGAAAUUUAUUGAAGAAAAUGGUAAAGAAUCCAAAUCUUUCAGUACCAAAGAUGUAGAAAAUUCUAUCGAAAAGACCACCAAACAAAUUUAUAAUUUGAUUAUGAACUGGUUGGUCAAUUCUCAUGAUGAACUCUUGAAGGAGUUAAGAAACUUAUAUGUUCCUUAUCUUAUUAUUGAGUUAUUGCAAAUUUAUGAGUUUGCUAGAUUAAAUAAUUGGGAUUACUUACAAAAGGCUUUCGAGUUGAUCAAACAAGUGGCUAAUGAAGAUGAGAAUGAUUUAUUGAACUGUUUCAUUUCCAGUGGGAAAUUGAACGAGUUUUUGAUAAAGUGUGGGAAAGUAUCGUUGAUAGCCAGUGAAAAGGGAGUAAAGGGGAUAUUUGUAUAA
This is a messenger RNA of Yamadazyma jaroonii, 2316 nucleotides long. The record is from the annotation of a GenBank genome assembly. NCBI's taxonomy places the organism in Eukaryota, Fungi, Ascomycota, Pichiomycetes, Serinales, Debaryomycetaceae.